UCAACGUGCUACCCCUGAAUGGGGCCCUACUCGGCACAAAUCCGGAUUAACCGGAUUCCAAUGCGGAUAUCGAAAUCGAAUAAAAAAUAAAAAAAAGCUCUUCAACGCAAAUUAAAUUAAUAGCAAUACCGAUAGGCGCCUUUAAGGUGGCUGCUUGUACAUACUGUGUUUAAAUACUUCAUUUUUGUCUUUUUCAUUUAUGCAACAAUCUUUUUUGAAAAAUGAAAGCAAUUAACAAGCUCAAAUUCCCCCCAAAAAUUCCCAAAAUCAUAAAUCCAAAACCCCAUUACAACAAUUUUCAAGAACCCAAUUUCAUAUCACUAAUUCAUAAUUCCAAAAACACCCUUCAACUCCAACAAAUUCAUGCACAAAUUAUUCGCCAAAACUUGACAUCUAAUAGUAGAAUUAUUACUCAGUUAAUAUCUGCAGCUUGUUUAAACAAAUCAAUUAAUUAUGCUUUAUUGAUCUUUAAUUGUUUUCUUGAUAAAAAUUUGUACUUGUUUAAUGUGUUAAUUAGAGGGUUAAAGGAGAAUUCUUUAUUUGAAAAAUGCAUUUUUUAUUUCAAGAAAAUGGGUGGAAUGGGUGUUAGACCUGAUAGGUUAACUUAUCCAUUUGUGUUGAAAGCUGUGGGGGUGUUAGGGGAAAAGGGGUUGGGGGGUGGGGUACAUAGUGGGAUAGUGAAAAUGGGUUUUGAGUAUGAUGUGUUUGUGAGGGUUUGUUUGGUUGAAAUGUAUGUGAAAGUUGAGUUGGUUGAUUAUGCAUUGCAACUGUUUGAUGAAAGUCCUGAGAGAAAUAAAGUUGAGAGUGUGCUUUUGUGGAAUGUUGUGAUUAAUGGAUGUUGUAAGUUUGGACGGGUUAGUAAGGCGUUAGCGUUGUUUGAGGAAAUGCCGGAGAGGAAUAUAGGUUCUUGGAAUAGUUUGAUUAGUGGGUUGUUGAGGAAUGGGGAGGUGGAAAAAGCAAUGGAAGUUUUCGAUGGGAUGAUGACGGAUGAAAAGAAUGUGGUUACUUGGACUACUAUGAUUCAUGGGUUAACGCUAAAUGGGUUGCAUCAAAAGGGUCUGGAUUUGUUUUUUAAGAUGGUGGAUGAAGGUGUGAAGCCGAAUGGUUUAACUGUUGUAUCUGCACUUUCUGCUUGUGCGAGAACUGGGGCAUUGGAGGCAGGGAGGAAGAUUCGUGAUAGUAUUACGAACAGUGGGCUCCAUUUGAAUGUUGCGGUUGGUAAUGCUUUGCUGGAUAUGUAUGCGAAAUGUGGGUAUAUUGAGUCUGCCAGCCUGGUUUUUAGUGGAUUGAAGGAGAAGGAUAUUCGUACGUGGAGUAUAAUGAUAUGGGGUUGGGCAAUUCAUGGACAUGUAGAUAAAGCUCUCAGGUGUUUUGAACAAAUGAGAUCAACUGGAAUCAAACCUGAUGGAGUUUCUGUCCUUGCUGUUUUAACUGGAUGCUCUCAUGCUGGACGGGUGGAUCAGGGCCUUCAAAUCUUUGAUGGCAUGCGGCGUGAGUGGUCGAUUGAGCCCACAAUGAAACAUUAUGCUGUAGUAGUAGAUCUACUUGGCAGGGCUGGCCGAUUUGACGAGGCCUUGAAAUUUAUUGAAAAUAUGCCCUUGGAGCCAGAUUAUGUUAUUUGGGGUGCACUUUUUUCUGCUUGCAGAGCUCACAAGAACAUUGAAAUGGCAAAAGUUGCAUCGGAGAAGCUCUUACAGCUUGAGCCAAAGCAUGCUGGAGGUCAUGUGUUUCUGUCUAAUGUUUAUGCAGGAGCAGGGAGAUGGGAUGAUGUAGAAAGAGUUAGGAGUUCAAUGAAGAACAAAAAUGUUGAAAAGGAUCCUGGAUGGAGUUCGAUGGAGGUCGAUGGUCAGUUGCAUACAUUUGUUGCUGGCGAUAGUGCUCAUACACGUAAACACGAGAUAUACUCGAAAUUGGAGGAAAUUAUUAUGGGAGCUAAACAACUAGGUUACAUGCCUGAAACUGAGUGGGUGCUUCAUAACAUUGAUGAGGAAGAGAAGGAAGGGGCGUUGGGAAGUCAUAGUGAAAAGCUAGCACUUGCUUUUGGGCUCAUUAGUACUGGUCCUGGUGUGCUCCUUACGAUUGUGAAGAACCUUAGAGUGUGUGGGGAUUGCCAUUCUCUAAUGAAGUAUAUCAGCAAGAUGAGUCAAAGGGUGAUUGUUUUAAGAGAUAUAAAGAGAUUCCACCAUUUCAAAGACGGAGUUUGCUCCUGUAAAGAUUACUGGUGAACUUAUGAAAACGCUAAUUUUAGCGAAGACAUCACUCAAGUAGAUGCUGUCUGCAGAAUUUGCUUUGAUGAACUUGCGGAGGGUUCGGAAACUUUGAAGAUGGAGUGUAUAUGUAAAAAGUCCACAACUUUCAGAUAAUAGUUCUCUCCAUAAAGUGGACAAAAAUCUCCAUCUCCAUGUACAAAUCAAAAGCAAAUCUUCAUCUCCAUGCAUAUACAUCGACAUGCCGAAAUUUGGGUAGUUAUCUUUGGUCAACUACUUAAUCUUAUGUAACAGAAUCCAAGUGAUGGUAUCUAAAGAGAAUACAACUGAGACUCUGAGAGGACAUGGCGGAAGAGCCUUCUUUCCACUUUGUUGUAAUUCUUUUGGUUAACAAUUUCAAAGCUUUCUUCUAAUCCAUUUUCGUCAAUUUAACCAGUAAAAAUCCAAGAAAACUUAAUGCUUUAACUUAGACCACUGAUCAAUUAUAUGGCUUUGAGGGAAGGCACUGUCAAGAAUAAGUUGAAUAAGUUAAAGUAAGUGAAGUUACUUGAUCUGAAUUCAAGAAUGAAUUUCAACAUGGGUGUUCUCUCCGAAGAUACUACUUACGAGCUUUUAACUUCUUGGAUAUAAUUGUUCUUGAAUUUUGUGACAACUUCUGAUGAGGAUCGUUGCAUCAUACUAACAGAAGUAGCUACAGAGUUUCGAUUUCGAUUUCAGAGUUCUGAAGCUGGUAUAGAAAGCUGUUGAGAAGAUCAAGAGUCAUUGUCUAUAACAGAAAUGAAUUCAUAUUCAAGUUACGUAGAGACACUAUGAAGAAUCGGAAGCUGAGAUUAGAAGAAUGGCUCCGCCUAAUAGAAGAGAUGUUCGUGUGUUUCGAGGCUGGUGCUGUUGCUUUGUAGGUACAAUGGAAGUUCCUGAGUCAAGAAGUACUAGUACCCUUUUAUUAGCUUAUACACACGAGUUCAUGAGUAAAGCAUCUAGUACCCCCGAGCUAUGACCAAAUUAGUUACGACACACUUCAACUUCAUGAGGGUCCUAUUUUACCCCCUUGAACUAUAAUUUAGCGUAUUUUUGUCAAUCUUUUUAGCUGACGUGGCACCUAUUGUCAAUCUUUUUAGCUGAUGUUGCACCUUUGACGUCAGCACAAAUAUGCUAAAAUUGAGUUUCGGGAUGUACUGGAUGUUUAUCUCAUAUACUACAUAAAACAACUUUAUUUAUGAUUUUAGUGUUUUCUUUGUGAAGUAUUAA
Messenger RNA from Capsicum annuum, 3455 nucleotides. RefSeq names its product pentatricopeptide repeat-containing protein At1g04840. The coding region runs from base 222 to 2225 and encodes 667 amino acids. Lineage: Eukaryota; Viridiplantae; Streptophyta; Magnoliopsida; Solanales; Solanaceae. The record is from RefSeq and is a predicted model, not a curated record. Gene Ontology annotation, molecular function: protein binding; zinc ion binding; RNA binding. Gene Ontology annotation, biological process: RNA modification. The transcript is spliced from 5 exons.